UAGCACCCUGCACCUAUAAUCGCAUCUUCAUAGCAUCGGAACUCUUCGAACUUCUCCCAGUUCUUGAUCCAAGCGAAUCGAUAUCCAUUGUCUGCAAGAUUGUGCUCAAAUUGUUGUGCGGUGUUUGAUCGAGAAGUUGCGGUGAGCUUGGUGAUUGCUUGAUAAGGAUCUUACUGCAUUUAGAACUCGGAGAAGUAUGGGAGGUAGGGAUCCUUUUUCUGGUUUUGGGUUUGGUAGCUCUGGAAGCCACAGGAGUUUGUUGUCUGGGUUUUUUGGAGGAAGGGAUCCUUUUGAUGCCCCAUACUUUACACCUCCAUUUGGAGGAAUGUUUGAGUCAGGCAUAUUUGGUCCUACUGGAAAUUUUUCUGGAGUUGCACAUCCAUCUGGAUUUCUUGAAAAUCACGUUCAGCAGCGGCCCAAUAAAUCCAGGGGGCCAAUCAUUGAAGAAAUAAAUUCUGAUGAUGAAAAAGAUGGGAGGGACGAGAGAAGAGAGAAUCCUAGAAAGCAUGGUCGGUCAAGCAUUGAGCCAUAUGUUGAAGACCCAGAUGAUGAAGUUGAAGGAAGAGAAAGUAUGCCAAUGCAGCAUAUGAAUGAUGUUAGCAGUGUGAACAAUGCACAUUUGGAUCCCCAGACUCACAGCUUCACUUUCCAGAGCUCAACUAUUUCUUAUGGUGGUGCUAAUGGAACCUAUUACACAUCAACUAAAGCUAGGAGAACGGGAAGUGAUGGACUAACACUUGGAGAAAGUAGAGAAGCGAAUUCAGCUACUGGCCAAGCAACUCAUCAGAUCUCUAGGGGAAUCCAUGAUAAGGGCCAUAUGGUUGCAAAGAAACUGAACUCUAAUGGUCGAGUGGAUACAAUGCAGACAUUGCACAACCUUAAUAUAGAUGAGCUAUCUGUGUUUGAAGAUACUUGGAGGGGAAGUGCCAGAAAACAUCUUCCUGGCUGGAGUGAGGGGUUUAAUGUACACGAUGUUGCUGUUUUUGAGACAACAGGAAGAAACCAGGGCGGCUAUGCCCUUCCCUCGACUGAGCAUACUCGACAAUUGGGGAGUAUGAGUGGUCAUAGUGGUGAGAUGGCAGGUCCUGGGCGCCCAAACCGCUGGGAGAGAAUGAAAGCAGAUAAUGGAGAGAGAACAGGUUUUUGUGGGUCAAAGCCUAAAUCAGCUUAAUACUUCUCGCAUGGACCGAGCAAGCAGGCACUGAGGAGCUGGUCCCGGUUUCAAGGGGGCGGCCGUUCUUGUUUAGGCUUCUCUGCUUACUUUGAUGGUAGUUGGAUGUAGCUAUGGUUUCAUUCUGCCAUGGGCUGGACUGACUGAUUCUUGAUGAAUGUAUUUGUAUGCACUGCCAUGGGGCCAUUGAGCUCGUGAAGAGGUCAGGUCAGCCAUGCCAUUCCACCCAUGUAUGCCCUUUUGUGGGGCGGGGCAGACGGCAGUCUUAAGGCUGAAACUAGAAAUAAUGUCUCUGUAGUCUGCCUGUCUUCUUAUUAGUUAAGCAUACAAUAUAUAUAUAUAUAUAUACAUACAUAUAUAAUGACUUUUACCUCUCUCUUAACUUCAUCUACUUAUUACUUUCAA
This is a messenger RNA of Diospyros lotus (date-plum), 1576 nucleotides long. RefSeq lists its product as uncharacterized. The transcript has 8 exons. NCBI's taxonomy places the organism in Eukaryota, Viridiplantae, Streptophyta, Magnoliopsida, Ericales, Ebenaceae. The record is from RefSeq and is a predicted model, not a curated record. The coding region runs from base 197 to 1171 and encodes 324 amino acids.